UGCACUUCGCUCUUGCCAUCUUGUCGAGUGGUUGGGUCAGAAGAGCGGCAGGCAGGAGUUAGCUACCCGUUAGCUUACUUCUCUACUGACUGUGGUAAAGUGGUUAUCUGUCAGCUAGCUGCUAGUAGCAGCUGCCAAAAGUGAGCUGUACACACGGCGAGAGGCAAAACUUCACCGACUUUGAGACGUUUUCUCUGUCUACCGCUGGACUAUAUGUUCUUUUUGGAAAGACAAUGGAUUUGUUUACAUCAUGAUGUCGCACAUGCUGGUACCGAGGUAGGGAAAACUAGCUAACAUCAGCUAACUUGGCUAGUCGGCGAGAAAUACAUUUAUAGAGAGAACAGUGGGCUGCGAGACCGGGCCCGCUUCAGACUAAAGUACCGGUGGCAGCUGCUGAACAAGAACUUUGACAGGGGCCUGUUUGCAACUCCGCUGCCGGGACACAAGGAAGGCCGACGGGGUGUCGGAGAGACCGGGGUAGCAGUCGCCGCGGAACGUUUCGGGAGUUUUGCAGGGUCUGGCCCCGGUUGUGACACUUUUCUCAGACAAGAGAGAGGAAGAGGAACGGUAUGGAAAUGUCCUGUGACGGUACGUGUCUGUGUCAUAUCCCUCAACUGUGAAUUACUUCGCAAGACAUUAGUCCAGCACUUUGUUUCAUCUGGGGAGCAGACAGACUUGACGAAGAUCGUCAACAUGUCGAAAAUGCCGGCGAAAAAGAAAAGUUGUUUCCAGAUCACGAGUGUAACGCAGGCUCAGGUGGCGGCCAGCAGCAUCACCGACGACACCGAGAGCCUGGACGAUCCGGACGAGUCCCGGACAGAGGACGUGUCCUCGGAAAUAUUUGACGUUUCUCGGGCAGACCUCGGGGUGUGUGAGAGGAGUUCAUCUGAAGAAACUUUAAACAACGUAACGUUGGGGGAGCCUCCGGAGGGCCAACCGCCCUCCACAGGUCCCGUCAACGGGGGGCUCUCAUAUAAAAGUAUAGGCACUGGUCGUGUCACCCCACAUAAUUUAGGAGGAAGUGUGCCUGUGCCAGCUACCACUCAGCCCUUUGUUCCGAGCCCAGCCACCCAUCCGCCAGUCAUCAAUACAAUCCCUGCUGCAAGUGUGGCUCACACAGCUCCUGUGAACACCAGCUGUAGUUCCCGUUUCAGGGUCAUUAAACUUGACCAUGGUACUGGAGAGCCCUUCAGACGGGGCAGGUGGACAUGCACUGAGUUCUAUGAGAGAGAUUCAGAUUCAAAUGUUAAUCGGACUGUGGAUAGCAUAAAACCAGCGGUAACCCUUGAUCACAGUAUAGACCGGGACAGUGGGCUAGGACCCACCUGUAACUCUGUGGUUACUAGCAGUGCUUUUUCUGCACACGCUUCGGAGAACCCCACAGACAGUGGCUACUCCAUUGCGCACCCCAACCACCCACACCCUUCAGAGCCUCUGCAACAAGGCUACAGCUUGUCUCCUCAGAUAGGGAGCGGAGCAAGUGCCUUCCACCCCACAGGGUAUACAACUACAGCAUCACAACAGGCUCAGGUCAAUAUGCAGACGGUUGCACCCCAGACCUUCCUCUCUAACAGCCUCAAUGGUGUGCAUCAUGGUGCCAUGCAUCAGAAGUCUCCCAUUAUGCCUCCUGCCAUGCAGGCCCAACAGUUUGCCUAUUCUUCUCAUCCUACUGGCCUCUCAGCUGGCCAGCUGGACUAUCGCCAGCAGCACUUUGUCUCAAGCACUCAAAAUCUUCCCAUGUCGGCCCUCUCUGUGGGGCCUCUGACCAGCCAGUUACCAUCUCCUCUAAUCACCCCUGCUGGUCCAGGAGCCCAAGGGCUUGGUGGAGAGGCAACCUCAGCCCAGGGCCUUCUGCUGCAAGUGGGCAAUACAUUAGCCAUGGCACCCAUCCUUCCAGGAAGUGGCCAACAGCAGCAUGUCAGCCAUACUCAGCCUUCAGGAGGGUUAGGCAUUGCCCUUGCACCUUCUGUCCCUACCACCACCUCCCACAACAGUGUCCAGAACGCACCUGCCACAGUGCCCAGUUCCACCAAUAACAACCCCCCAGGAGCGCCAAGUCAGGCACCCAGCACAGGAGGACUUGUCAAGCAGCACCAAGGAGCCCACGGAGGAGCAACAACAGGCUUUCCCUCGAUCUUCAGUAUCCAUGCAGAAGAUGGCAGGCAGAAGUCUGAUGCCCUACCUCAGCGCCAUGCCAUUGUGGUGCCAGGGAAAGAUGGUGUUAUCCCUUUCAUCCGUGAGGGCUUCAACCUGCCAACUCCAGCUGUCAACAGCCUGUUUGGCAUCCAUAUUACCAUGGAUGUGGAUGAGGACAGGAACCCGUCCACUGCUUUCUACCAGGCUUUCCGGCCUAGCAGAUUACGAGGGUCAAAGCCUGUCAACGAUAGUGCAUCCGGUGCCAGCGUCGUAGCCAUCGAUAACAAGAUUGAACAAGCAAUGGACUUGGUAAAGAGCCACCUGAUGUACGCUGUUCGCGAGGAGGUGGAGGUGUUGAAGGAGCAGAUCAAGGAGCUGUACGAAAGGAACUCUAUGUUGGAGCGAGAGAACGCCGUGCUGAAGUCCCUAGCCAACACGGAUCAGCUCGGCCAGCUGUCCAGUCAGCUCAACCAGGGCAGUAGCACGUCGCCCCCGCUGCAACAGCAACACCCACUCAUCACAAACAACAACAACAACAACACCCCCUUGGCUCACCACGAGGGGAAUCAGAGCAUCCCUCAUCAGCCCAACAUCACCUCGGCGUGAUCCCACUUCCCCCAGUACACACGCUCAAACACACACCUCCCAUGGACAGGAGUGGAAGGACCUGUUAGUAAAGACAACAACUGCUACCGUCCCCUUAGCUUCAUAAAAGCAAAAGGCUCGACUCUGUGUUUAAUAUGCUCCAUUUGAGUAAAAAUCAACAGCGACAUCUUUGUUUGCCACCAAGAGCCAUGCGUCAAUGUGUGCACGUUGCCGUCACCGGGCUUUGCAUUAUUAAGACAUUUACCACCCCUUUGAAAAGUCUUAUUCUGUCCCUGUGGGUGGCUGCACGUAAGCUGAAAAAGAAGGAGGGUCAGGGGAGGCGGUGCACAACAUAAAACUGCAUGCUGUUCUUGCGCAGGAGGACAGGGUCAAAGGGGCACAGAGAGCUUGAUUUGUUGGGACAACGAGUGACGGAAGAGGACGGUGCUGCAACCCUGUGAGGGCCCAGUGAGGUGACGAGGGUCCUGUGACCUCCAGCAGGGACUGUCCUCCAAGUAUUCCCAACCCCACAUCACUCCAGGGCUGGAAGAGGCAAGAGAGCCGAGGGAGAAGUGGGGGAGAGGAUCCGUCCUCUCUGAGCGGAGGAGGAAGCCGUCGAGUGCCUCGGCUUGAGUGGAGCGAGUCGAGAGCCUCGGCUUGUUAUAUGCUGCAACAGAAGCUUGUGUUGUUUUCUCAGAGCCACCGUACUUUGACAUGAAUCAUAAUACUUUUUUCAUUAGUUCAGUUUUAGUAUUUGCAUUUAUUUAUUUCAGCGCUGCUAUUUUCAUAAUGUAAAUGAACAAUGUCGUGGAGAUACUUAUUAACAAAAAAGAAAACCUUUCUCCUUGGUCUUUUGGUAUUUUAGAAUCUGUCAGGUAUUGCAUUUGGUAGUCUCUUGCAACAAGUAGAUCUCAAUAAGUAGGCAAUAAGUUCCAUAAUAGAACAUUUUCUUCUCAUGAAAUAGUGCUAACACUAAAGCCGAGCUUACAUUAGGUGAAAUCCAGGUUGAAUGUAUAUUUUGUAAAGUAUAAAGUAUUAAGAGCAAGGAGGGUUUGUACAGGAGAACACCUGUUGUUAAGAUGUGAUGGGAUGUUUCGAUAAAGAAAACUAUUAAUUUACUUGUUUCUAGACUUUGUCAAAACAAAAAUGAAUUUGGGGGUUUGGUCGGGGGUUAAAAGCUGUGAAAUUUGUUCGACCUACUUUAUAACCAAAGACGCAAAGCUGUGUACGUUUUUUUUUCUUUUUUCUCCAUUUUUAAAUGCACACUUUUCCCCUACUCUCCUUCCCUAUAUUUGUUUUGUUGCCGUUUUGCAUGUUCUGCAUGAUCUAUAAUCAAACCACUUUCUUACCUCAUGUUUUUAUCCAGCACUCUUAUUUUAUGUCAAGUUGUCAGUCUGUCAGUCUGUGAAUGAUUGUGAAAGGACUUAUGAAAGAGAAGGGGAACAAUUGGCAGAGAGGUUGGAGUAAGUAGUUAUAUAGUGGGAAGAAAUAAAAAAAGGAUGUCAAGGUGUUUGUCGGAGGGGAGAGAAGGGCCUCGUGCACAAAACAUUAGUCAGAAAAGGAGCCAUCUUUUUUGUUUUCAUGUAACUGCUGUGUUGAAUUUCAUAUGCAGAGAAAAGGUUUUGUUACAUUGCAGAUUUUUAUGUAUUUAAUGAAUGCAGCAUUUAGAUUUCGAUUGUAGUGUACCAACACUUUGCUUACAAAGAUAAAAAUGAACAAUAUCUGCAAAAAAAAAACUAAAAACAAUGGAAACUAUUAAACAUUUCACACUUUAAAGCUGGAACGCAGUCGAUUGUGUGUGAGCAUAUUAUGGGAUGUCCUGUACGUGUCACGUCUUUUGUGCCUCCUGUGCCGUCGCCUGCUGUCGUCAGGCGAUACGGUUUCUUUCUCUGUGGCUUAGAACCAAACCAAAAUGCUUGGUAAUUGUACAAUCAGUCAUCUUUCUACAGGAUGUGCUCUUUGAUUUGAUUUUCUUUUUUUUUUGCAAACAGGCUUAUUUCUUCUCUCUUUGGAGUAUUUUUUUUUGUCUUUAAUUUGAAGGAGACGCAGUGUACAUGCCAAGUGUACUGUAUGAAAGUGAUCACUGAGCCUUGGAGAAAAUAUCUUAACAAUGCCCUUGUAAUGUGCUGUUCAGACAAUUUUAGUUUUCAGUCAAAAAUAAAUUACUGUUUUAUUAAGAGAA
This is a messenger RNA of Cottoperca gobio, 4903 nucleotides long. It is a transcript of the gene tsc22d2, whose product is annotated as TSC22 domain family 2. The transcript has 4 exons. Lineage: Eukaryota; Metazoa; Chordata; Actinopteri; Perciformes; Bovichtidae. The record is from RefSeq and is a predicted model, not a curated record. Gene Ontology annotation, biological process: regulation of transcription by RNA polymerase II. The coding region runs from base 694 to 2742 and encodes 682 amino acids.